Guyanagaster necrorhizus is the source of this 3171-nucleotide messenger RNA. RefSeq lists its product as uncharacterized. The record is from RefSeq and is a predicted model, not a curated record. Gene Ontology annotation, biological process: regulation of DNA-templated transcription; DNA-templated transcription. NCBI's taxonomy places the organism in Eukaryota, Fungi, Basidiomycota, Agaricomycetes, Agaricales, Physalacriaceae. The transcript has 10 exons. Bases 438 to 2972 code for a protein of 844 amino acids. Gene Ontology annotation, molecular function: zinc ion binding; DNA binding; DNA-binding transcription factor activity, RNA polymerase II-specific.
CUGCCACUGCCGUACAUAUCAUCGCCCGUUCAUUUUGCAAGCCAAAACCCGUUGAUCCUCCUGCUUGCAAUUGUGGUUUUUGUGGGGACCUCAGGCGGAACAGAUGUUGGCGUCUGAGAUGCUUUUAUGAAAACUGCUCUAAUUCAUGGUAAAGAAUAACGUGGACUUUGAUAUUGCAAACAAGACGUUAUAAUACCUCUUGCGUAUCGUGCCGUCCAAGUAUCAAGCUAGAGUUUCCUAAAUCCUAAUUGUUAGUUUUUCUAUUCAGUUGGACUGCAGUACUAAUUUUUGGACAAAAUAUCCGGAUUGGGCCCCACAAAUCGCAAGCUUGAGUGCACCAUUCAUUGUCGCGGUCUGCAGGCGCUUAUCUGCUCACUAUCGGCCUCCGUCUUAUCGGUGGCAUUUGACAUCGGAGCACAGCCGGAAAAUCCCUACCCAUGUAUCUUCAUUUGUAUCUGUUGAGCCCUUUUCAUUUCCAUACUGCACGAAAAAAGUUGUAUUACUUGAUGACAAGGGCGUCGUCGUCGUCGAAAAGAUCGUCUGGUACAGGGACAUCACGUGGUCGGGGAACAUAUGCUUCCCAUGCAUGCAAUGUAUGCAGAGCCAAGAGAGUCAAGUGCGACGAGGUAAAGCCUGUUUGCGGCUUUUGUCAGACCUCCGGACGCAAUGAUGAGUGCUCAUGGACAGGCGAAAGUGCAAGAAGGCCAAGGACGGAGGCCCACUACGAAGCACUGAGAAAGCGCGCAGAUGCACUCAAAGCCUAUGCAGAUCUACUCGAGUCGUUGUUGGAGAAGUGCCGCAGAGAGCAUGGAGGGGUGUCGGAGGAGAGCAUGUCCUAUCUCCAAUUCCGACCGCCGGAUGCUGGAAAUGCAAUUUUGGAGAAUGAAAUACCACCGCUGCAUGACGAUGGCUCUGACGCUAAUCAGGUCGAGGGAGAGGAUAUUACACUGGAGAUAUGCGUGCCCACCCGGAAUCUGAAGUUGGAGGACAGCCAGCUUGUUUUCUAUGGUAUUGCAGCACCGUUCCGCCUUGACCAAACUCCUGCGAAAUCUAGGGCAACCUCCAGACUUCCCGACAUUGACGAUCUCAAAAAGAGCCAUGUUCUUCAAAUAACGGAUGGCGAUGGAAGUCAUUAUGACCCAGAUUUCGACUGGUCUCGUUAUCUCCCUUCCGCCGUGCCUCUGGACAGGAAGGAACAUGACAGAGUUCUCGAUCUUCUCUUCAAAUUUUUUACACCGUGGUGUUUUCGCAUUGUUCCAGCUCUGUUUCUUCGAGAUAUGCAUAGAGCUCUGAGCGUACCCCGACACCAGACGCCUCCGAGGACCGUCCAUUAUUCUCCCAUGCUUCAUAACGCCCUUGUGGCCCUAGCGACGGCCUUUUCGGAUGAUCCUCGGAUACGUGACUUCAAAUCACGUAAGUACUUUGCCGACGAGGCCAAGCGCCGGUGGGAAGAUGAAUGCCAAAAACCGAACAUUAGUGUGGUACAAGCCCUUUCUAUAUUAUCGAGCUUUCAUUCGACCAACGGCGACCAAACUAUCGGCUACAUGUACUUUGUGCGCGUAUCGGUCAAGCAUGUACUUACGAGAUUAUCUCUUACGGCCGAAACUUUACUCAUCAUGAAAAUUGCAGUGGGCCUCAGCUUUGAUAGUUCGCAAUGGGUAGAGGCCGGGCUUAUAUCCAACGAUGAUAUGAUGGACCGAAACUGGGCGUAUUGGACUACAUUCACCGAAGACGUCUGUUGGUCGGUUUACGUCGGGCGGGACUUUUGCGUUCCUCUACCUGCGGAACGGCAUGUCCCGGUUCCCUUCGUCGACAGCGAAUUCGAUGAGACUCCAUGGCAUUACCCCCCUGCCAAUAUCCCCCCUCAGCCAAACUUCCUAUCGAGAACCCUUGCUGCGACUUGUGAGCUGAUGAUGAUAGCGAGACAAGUUAUGGACGUCAUAAGCGGUUUGAAUAUUGCUGUGACUCGGCAGGAGAUAAGUGACGAGAUUAUUAGCAAAAUUGAUCUGCAACUUCACGAAUGGAAGAGUCGACUCUCGCCAGAAGUGGAUAUAACUAUCAGCAACAAGUCAUCUGCUACUCCGCAUCGUCUAAUGCUUCACCUAGCCUUUUGGUGGAUAUUCAUCCUAUUACACCGCCCAUUUUUUCAUCGUCGAAAACGUGGCUCGGAUGGAGACAUCGAUCAUGUCAAGAUGUGCAAACGGGCGUCGGAAAACGUCAUGGAGCUUCUUCUUGUCUGGCGAUCCCUAUAUACCCUACGAUACGUUCCAAUGACGCUUGUACAAGUGCUCUUUUCUGCUGGAACCGUCUAUUUGCUACUCGCUGGGAAGGCCGCCUCCGGUCUUCGCGUCGCCAAGAAGGACCUUGAACGAUUUAGCUCCCAAGCCGAUCUGUGCGUAGAUUAUCUAAACGAGAUCGGAAAGUCAUGGAGCUCCGCCACAAAAAUAGGAGGCAUCUUGUCGAAUCUUUCGCAUAGACAACUAGACCCCUUGUUGGAGAAGAGGUCCGCGAAACGUGCCUCAAAGCAAGCAAAGCAGGAGACCAAGAUUGAAAUGGAAGCGGACAUCGAGACACCUCCCGCAACUCAGUCUGAGGAGGGCUCAUCUGAAUCUGGGUCUUAUCAAAAUAGCGCGUCGCCGAUUUUAGCCGAGGUAUCUCAUCCUCAGUCCCAGUGGUUCCCCGUUCAGAAUUACCACAUGUCGAGCGCCCAUAGCCACAACAGCAACAACUUGGGAUCUCUUGCUGUUUCGGGGAUGUUGGGUGGCGAGCCCUUUGGGAUCGAACCCUUCGUCCCAGAUUAUAAUAUGGGCUCAUACAAUGGAUACAGCAGUAUGCCCAACAGCAAUAGCAGCGUUGAUAAUGCUUUUGGACCGCAGGAUUAUAUGGUUACUCCUUCGGAGUUUUAUGGGACGUAUGAUGCUGGUACACAGCGUCUAUGGGAUAUUCUGCAGCGGCAUCAUUCUACGAUGUGAUUCCGGGUGGUACGGUUUGUCAGUUAUUGUCUGCUAGUGGGCUUAAUUUUCUACACAUAUGUUACACCAGGACAUUCACUUAUAAUUCUCUUUCGUCUGUCAGCCUACGAAGCUUGUAUUAAAUACGUUAUGUUGUGCACUAGUAAUGUAAAUACGGAAGGAAGCCUAGCGAUAUUAUCGAUUGAGUGUCGUAUGCGCC